Messenger RNA from Lymnaea stagnalis (great pond snail), 1476 nucleotides. The record is from the annotation of a GenBank genome assembly. Lineage: Eukaryota; Metazoa; Mollusca; Gastropoda; Lymnaeidae.
AAUGUGGAUGUUGUGAGGGCCCUGGUGCAGCACGGCGCCAAAGUGAAUUCCGUCGAUAAUGACAGGCGAACGGCUGUGCAGUCAGCAUCUUGGCAGGGGCACGAGACGGUGGUCAAACUGUUGCUGGAGGCUGGGGCGAGGGUGGACCACACAUGCAAUCAAGGGGCCACUGCUCUGUGCAUAGCAGCUCAAGAGGGGCAUGAGGACGUUGUUAGGACUCUGCUCAGCUUCCAAGCCAAUCCCAACCACGCUGAUCAGUUUGGCAGAACACCUUACAGAGUGGCGCUAAAGAGCAACCACACCAACGUGUGCAAAAUCUUAGAAGACUUUGGUGCGAUAGUGCCAUCCGGUGCAAAGAGCAGGAGUAAUUCUUCCACUUCAAGCGGGGAUAUUAAGAUGAAUACCCCCAUGUCCACCACUCAAGGGACCACAGCCGGGUCUUCAAGCAUAGGUAUGCAAGGGAUUGAAGUAACAAAUGUUAUGAUCCAGCCUUCUUCGGCUUCUCCAGAAUCCUCGUCGGACCGCCGUAAAUCCUACCAUUCAAACAACUCUUCUUCUAAGUCAUCAAUCAUUACAACUUCGACAAACCAAAGUAGUCAAAGUGGAUUUGGGAACCUUUCCAGGUUGGACCGCGAAUGUUUGACCUUCACCCAGCAACUCCAGCAGUGUUCCAUGGGUAAAAAUCGAUCACGACCAAUCAGCAGGGUGCUAUCCCCUGUCAGCGAGCCGCAGAGUCCGCUCCAUUCUCCAUGUCGUACACCAGUCGUGCACAGCCCUUCUGCCCUCGGCAGUACGGAUCAAAACAAUAUCAACAUUUUAGCCCCGUCCCCCAUAAAACAUGGGUCAUCAAAACAAGAGAGGAUCUCCGCCACGAUCAACAUCAUCACCAACCCUCAUGCCGACAUGAUGAGCUCGGUGGAGGAGCCGGUGUGGCAGAGGAAUCCCGCCCAUCCCGCAAACAGUCACCACUUUGCUUCCACCACCAACAGCAGCAGCAGCAGCAGUAGCGGCUCUCACCAACUCCUCAAUCACACAGAAUCUCAUGUCCAUUCGCCAACAUCAGAGUCUCCUUCAAGGAUCAUCAUGGGGCGCGUGUCCUUAGAGAGCAAGAGCCCAGACACGAGACGGAAAAGAAACGGGAUUGUGACAAAUCCAAAAGUUUUAAAACCUGGCAGUGUGACAGGGGCACCGAGGUACAAUCAUCUCUCCCAAGACCUAGAUACCCAAUUAGCAUCCCAUUCACCGACAACAAACGGCUUUAGUAAUAUUCUACCACCAGGCUCACAUGAGGAUAUAAUCCGUGCAAACCUGCUUACUAGGACGGUCAGUGCGCCGACCGGCCAUGUUAACCCUGGACCUGGUCAAAUCCAACUGUCGGCUAAAGAUAAGAUGUCACCAGAGUUACCUAUAAGACAGCAAGUAAAACCGGUCCGGCCAAGUGGGCUGCCAAUAAAAAAGAUUAACUCUCCACAGUAA